Molecule: messenger RNA, 4231 nt
Organism: Micropterus dolomieu (smallmouth bass)
Lineage: Eukaryota; Metazoa; Chordata; Actinopteri; Centrarchiformes; Centrarchidae
Product: NLR family CARD domain-containing protein 3-like
Exons: 11
Coding region: 196-3189 (997 amino acids)
Molecular function (GO): protein binding
Source: RefSeq, a predicted model, not a curated record
GUGGAUCCUACAGUCUAUGGGUGAAUCUGAGGGAAGUGUUCUGAAGAUUGCUGAUGAAGAAGAGGAUGAAGAAGAUGGUGGAACAUGGUGGAGAGCAGAGGAUGAAAUCUGUCUGAGGAAGUACCAAAUCAGGACACUUGAUGAGCUGCUGCACUGACAGACAUUCAUGGAAAUAAAUUAAGUGUGGGCUCUGCUAUGAAUCAGUGUGAGGAGACAGAGGAGGGAGUCCCUCCCUCUAAAAGCACUCUGUGGGGCAAACAUGGCAGCAGGACCAAAGCUCAGAGCCCAGAGAAGCAGCAGAGACCAGACUCUGCUGGACCUGGAUCCAGCUGUGUGUCCAUAAGGAGUGACCGGUCCAAGGGUCAGCCUUUAGUGUUUAAAGGACAACCUUCAUCUGGGUCUCAACUCCAUGUGCGAAGGAAAAAGGAGCUGGCUGAUUGUCUGCAGAGCAGAGCCGUUGCUGCAGUUUGUCGACGUCAAUUCAAAUUUAACCUGCAGAAGAAGUAUCAGUGUGUGUUUGAGGGGAUUGCUAAAGCAGGAAACCCAACCCUUCUGAAUCAGCUCUACACAGAGCUCUACAUCACAGAGGGAGGGACUGCAGAGGUCAAUGAUGAACAUGAGGUCAGACAGAUUGAAACAGCAUCCAGGAGACCAGACAGACCAGAAACAACCAUCAGACAAGAAGACAUCUUUAAAUCCCCACCUGGAAGAGAUGAACCAAUCAGAACAGUGAUGACAAAGGGAGUGGCUGGCAUUGGGAAAACAGUCUUAACACAGAAGUUCACUCUGGACUGGGCUGAAGACAAAGCCAACCAGGACAUACAGUUCACAUUUCCAUUCACUUUCAGAGAGCUGAAUGUGCUGAAAGAGAAAAAGUACAGCUUGGUGGAACUUGUUCAUCACUUCUUUCCUGAAACCAAAGAAGCAGGAAUCUGCAGCUUUGAAGAGUUCCAGGUUGUGUUCAUCUUUGACGGUCUGGAUGAGUGUCGACUUCCUCUGGACUUCCACAACAAUGAGGUCCUGACUGAUGUUACAGAGUCCACCUCAGUGGAUGUGCUGCUGACAAACCUCAUCAGGGGGAACCUGCUUCCCUCUGCUCGCCUCUGGAUAACCACACGACCUGCAGCAGCCAAUCAGAUCCCUCCCGAGUGUGUUGACAUGGUGACAGAGGUCAGAGGGUUCACUGACCCACAGAAGGAGGAGUACUUCAGGAAGAGGUUCAGAGAUGAGGAGCAGGCCAGCAGAAUCAUCUCCCACAUCAAGACAUCACGAAGCCUCCACAUCAUGUGCCACAUCCCAGUCUUCUGCUGGAUCACUGCUACAGUUCUGGAGGAUGUGUUGAAGACCAGAGAGAGAGGAGAGCUGCCCAAGACCCUGACUGAGAUGUACAUCUACUUCCUGGUAGUGCAGUCUAAACUGAAGAACAUCAAGUAUGAUGGAGGAGCUGAGACAGAUCCACACUGGAAUAAAAAGAGCAAAAAUAUGAUUGAGUCUCUGGGAAAACUGGCUUUUGAGCAGCUGCUGAAAGGCAACCCGAUCUUCUAUGAAUCAGACCUGACAGAGUGUGGCAUAGAUAUCAGAGCAGCCUCAGUGUACUCAGGAGUGUUCACACAGAUCUUUAGAGAGGAGAGCGAGUUGUACCAGGACAAGAUGUUCUGCUUCAUCCAUCUGAGCGUUCAGGAGUUUCUGGCUGCUCUUCAUGUCCACCUGACCUUCUUCAAAUCUGGUGUUAAUCUGCUGGCAGAAGAACAACCUGGUAUGUGGUCUAAACUCUUAAGCGACAAACCUAAACCAACACUUCUCUACCAAAAUGCGGUGGACAAGGCCUUACAGAGUCCAAAUGGACACCUGGACUUGUUCCUCCGCUUCCUCCUGGGUCUUUCUCUGAAGACCAAUCAGACUCUCCUACGAGGCCUGCUGACACACACAGGAAAUAUCUCACAGACCAAUCAGGAAACAGUUGAGUACAUCAAAGAGAAGAUAAGCGAGAAUCUGUCUCCAGAGAGAAACAUCAAUCUCUUCCACUGUCUGAAUGAACUUAAGGCAUGUUCUCUAGUGGAGCAGAUCCAACAGUUCCUGGGUUCAGGAAGUCUCUCCACAGAUAAACUCUCUCCUGCUCAGUGGUCAGCUCUGGGCUUCAUCUUACUGUCAUCAGAAAAAGAUCUGGACGUGUUUGACCUGAAGAAAUACUCUGCUUCAGAGGAGGCUCUUCUGAGGCUGCUGCCAGUGGUCAAAGCCUCCAAGAAAGCUCUGCUGAGUGGCUGUAAUCUGUCAGAAAGAAGCUGCAAAGCUCUAUCCUCAGUUCUCAGCUCCCAGUCCUCUAGUCUGAGACAGCUGGACCUGAGUAACAACGACCUGCAUGAUUCAGGAGUGAAGCUGCUCUCUGCUGGUCUGGAGAAGCCAUACUGUACACUGGAAAAUCUCAGGCUGUCAGGCUGUCUGAUCACAGAGGAGGGCUGUACUUCUCUGGUCUCAGCUUUGAGAUCCAACCCCUCCCAUCUGAGAGAGUUGGACCUGAGCUACAAUCAUCCAGGAGACUCAGUAGAAAAGCUGCUAUCUGCUGGACACAAGGAUCCACUUUGGAGACUAGACACUCUCAGGGUGGAACACUGUGGAGAGCAGUGGCUGAAACCUGGUGUGAGGAAGUAUGCCUGUGAACUUACACUGGACGCAAACACAUUAAAUAGAAACAUCCAACUGUCUUACAACAACAGGAAAGUAACAGCAGUGACAGAGGAGCAGCUAUAUCCUGAUCAUCCAGAGAGGUUUGAGCACUGGCCUCAGCUUCUGUGUAGAAAUGGUCUGACUGGUCGCUGUUACUGGGAGGUCGAGUGGAAAGGAAGGGUUUAUAUAUCAGUGAGUUACAGAGGAAUCAGCAGAAAAGGACAAACAUUUGACUGCUGGUUUGGAGGGAAUAAUCAGUCCUGGAGUUUGAGGUGCUCUGACAUUGAAGGUUACUGUGUCUGUCACAAUCAGAUCAGGACAGUCCUCUCCUCCUCCUCCUCGUCCUCCUCCUCUAACAGAGUAGCAGUGUAUGUGGACUGUCCUGCUGGCACUCUGUCCUUCUACAGAGUUUCCUCUGACACACUGAUCCACCUCCACACCUUCAACACCACAUUCACUGAACCUCUUUAUGCUGGCUUUGGGUUAUUGUCACCUGAUUCCUCAGUGUAUCUGUGUUCUCUGUAGGAGUUAGAGUCUCCUCCUGUUAGCAAAAAAACUGCUCAAAAACACACAUACAAUGUUUUUGUAAGUCACACUAACUUAAAAUUACAAAAAAAUGUGUUUUUGUUCUGGUGAAUGGACACCAUAAUGUUAAAUACCUUGAAACACUACAAUAUGUGGUUUCUGUUAAAGAUAAAGAUUGUAGUUAAGGUUAGGGUUAGGGUUACUUAGUACAAAAUGUAUUUUCCAAUAAAAUCAUGUUCCAAGUUGGUAUAUAAAGAAAAACAAUUUUACCAAUUAUCUUAUUUAGUAGAAAUAUGAUGCCACAGUGUUUGUUAAUGGGACAUGGAUUAGAAAAUAAACCUGUGAUGUGUUUAACCAGAAUCAAGUUAUUGGUAUAUCUGUUGUUGAUCAUUGAAGGCUGAAAUUUCUUUGAAUUGUUUAUUUUGCCAAUAUACUGAGCUGAUUACACAGCCACAUUGUUUUUUAUUGUUUUAUUUUUCAUAAUUACAGUUGAAAUUAUCUCUGUUUUCUGUUUGAAAAGCACGUUUUAAUGCUUUACUAUGAGGUUAAAUUGCUUAAUCUUAGGUUUAAUUUACAUACACAUCAGAACUGUCUUAACUGAAGGAGACCAAUUUGAGGGAACUGAAAAUAACUGGAUACGUUAAACAUUAACUUCAGAAAGUCAUCUUGUGAGCUAUUUGGUUGCAUAACGAAAUUCUGUCAACACAUAAAUAAAAUAAAUCAAUACAUCAGUACACCCCUCACAUUUUUGUAAAUAUUUGAUUAUAUCAUGUGACAACACUGAAGAAAUGACACUUUGCUAAGAUGUAAAGAAGUGAGUGUACAGCUUGUAUAACCGUGUAAAUUUGCUCUUCCCUCAAAAUAACACAUUACAAAGCCUUUUAUGUCUAAACAGCUGGCCACUGGCCACUGGAGUCCUCUUCCACUCCUCUAUGAUGACAUCACGGAGCUGGUGGAUGUUAGAGACCUUGUGCUCUCCACCUUCCGUUGAUGCCCCACAGUCAAUAUGGUUCACAUAGCAAUAAAUUCUACAUAUAUAUUU